CCGAAGUGUGGCAUGUGGCGCGGAGGUCCGGCCAGCUGCGUCUGCGCCUGGAAACGUUAAAGAACACAGUCCGCUCGCAGGAUCCCAAGAAGGUCAAAAUCCUCUGCUCCCGGGAGGAUCCAUGAUGCCAGCAGCCCGAGGUCUGUUGUGGGAUUUCCCUCGGUGUGGAACAGAGCCCCACCGGGGCAGUGGCGGGAUGAGUCACCGUUUACCGCGACACGCGACUUACCUGUCAGCCUAAGGAAGAGAUAAGAGGUCCCAGUCAUCCUGUUUUUUCCUCGGGCUCCAGUUAUUUGCAUGUGCUCAACGCUAUUACCUCGCUUCUGGGUAAAUAUAGAAGGCAAACACACGGCAAUUACGGGGAAGUCACUGCCGAAGGAGGGAGAGGCAACUGGGUGUGGAGGCACGGUGUGGAGCUCCGUCCUGACGCUCCAAGUCUAGCUCCGGCUUCCAGGUUGACUCACGGAACAGGCUGAACGGUCACCUGGGCUCCACUGAAACUUCAUCCCUCUGGAUCCCACAGCAGACAGUGACAGCGGCGCGGACUGGGGUGGUGCGACCUUUACGUGGAGUCUGUGCUGUGUGUCGUGCUGUUUCUGGGAGUGCCUGUCCUCGCUGUCACUCGUGGGUCAGCUGAAUCUGGAAUCCACGACUGAUUUACAGACAAACUCUGGCUUCAGAGCACCUCCCGGACUGAAGUGUGCUAGACAAUAACCGUGUUUUGCUCAGUGGAGCAUAUAGAGUUGGAGUUCCGAUUUCUGAACUGGGAUGAACUGAAUUCUGGGCUGGACUUUGGAUUUCUUUACGCGAAGGUAAUUCUCUGAAGCACAAUGAGGAGGGAAAGGAGCUCUGAAUCCUUCCUGAAGGAGCGACCGACCUCCCUGACUCGGGCCCUAAGCUGGCUGAACAUCUCCGUCCUGUCCCGCGCUUCAUGGCGCCUCUUUCGCAGCCAGACCGAGCUAGCUGCUGAGCAGAAGGACGAGCCGGAGGUGGAUGAUGAUGAUUGGGUCUACAGACCAAUGCACCGUAAAGCGGUGUCUAAUCUGGAUGAGGAGAGCAAGUGGGCAGUCCACUAUGCGGCUCCUUGGCACCAGCAAGAAAACGUCUUCCUGCCCACGGAUCGGCCUGCCUGCGUGGAAGACUUGCACCGGCAGGCUAAGGUCAACCUCAAGAACGUGCUACGAGACUGUGACAAACUGAGGAAGGAUGGCUUCCGCAGCUCGCAGUAUUACUCCCAGGGCCCCACGUUCUCCGGCUCCAACAUGUCGGACGACAGCCCACAGGAGGACGAGGACAUGGACAAGAAGUCCGAGGCGUCAUCAGAGGACGAGGAGGAGGAGCCGGUGUUGCCGGUGAGGCCCCGGACACCCCAGCCGGCAGACAGUAAUGAUGGAGCUGGUAGUGGCUGGAGCAAGACCAUGCCCCUGCCCACCCCAGAGGAAAGAAUGAGGCAGCAGGCGCAGGCGGUGCAGACUGACAUCGUCCCCAUUAACAUCACCGGGGAGACUUUUGACCGGCAGGCCAGCAUCCGCCGCUCCUUAGUUAACACUGACACGGUCGUCAGGCGGCCCAAGAAAGUCAAAAGGAGAAAGACAAUAACAGGGGUUCCUGACAGCAUCCAGAAGGAACUAGCAGUGACAGGGCCCGGCGACCUCCGCCCUCAUUCCAUGUACAUACCUGGUCAGUACUCUACCCUGGGCCGAGUCGGCAGCAUGAACUCAGGGCUACGCCAGUCUAACACCCGUGACUCCAGCUGCCAGACGGAGGAAGUGAAAGUUGUUCCCCCUUCCAUGCGGAGGAUCCGGGCACAGAGGGGCCAAGGCAUCGCAGCUCAGAUGGCAGCCUCCUCGGGGACCAUCUCCAUAGCUAGCGACAGCACCAGCACCAUCUUUGCACCACAGCAUAACGGAGGUAGUCAACGUUUCCAUAGCUUGCCCCGCCAGGGAGCCCGUAUCUCCUUGAACUUUGAGCCCGGGUACAGCAGUGCCCCCUACAGGUCAGAGGACUGCUCAGCGGGAGCGCUACCUAAACGGAUUGGUACAUUACAGGCCGACGAUACCACGGUGCAGCUGCGGAAUUCCCCCAAGGCUAUAGUGCGACCCAAGUCCGAGGAAGUGAGGAGCACAUUGAGUGAGCAGGCCAUGGCGGGCCCCGCCUGCAUGGUCUCUCCCCAUGCUGCAUACUCCACCUUGCUCAUCCCCAAUGCUACACUGUCAUGCUCAUCUGAGGUCAUCACUAUCCACACGGCAAACAGCUGUAGCAGGCCGGGCACCCCUCAGAUGCGAUCUGUCUCCUCCUACCCAAAAGAUCGUCCCCUCAGUACCGCUGUGGUGAACGGCGGGUCAUCCCAAGCUCAGUCGGCCACCUCCUCCCGCCGUGACUCAGCCGUGUCCCUCAGCACCAGCACUGAAGUCGAUUCCCAAUGCAGUACCCUGAACGGGACAAAAGGAAGGAAGAGCCAAGAUACCACAAGCGAGUCCAGCUACUCAGACGGAAGCUUGCAGAGUCAAGGCAGAGUCGCUGCCGACCGGUGGGUCAACGACACCCCAGAGAACAUUGUACCGAAGAGGCCCCUAACCUCCAGCUGCUCUACCCCGACAAAUCAUAUUUACAGCAGCCCCGAGAGAUCCUCAAACAAGACGGAUGCCAGUUCUCUACACUCCAUGGACAAUGAUGGAUACUACACUUCCAUGCACACAGAUUCCGGGAUCAGGACCCGGAGCCAUAACAACAUGCGUGGUAAAAUGAGGCACAGUAUGUAUGAAUGCCGUAUGUAUGACAUCCAGGAUGACCCUUCCGGCUUCUACAGUGACAGAUCCUUAUCCCGGAGCAUCUCCCUUCGCAAGUCAAAGAAGCCCCCGCUGCCACCGGCUCGGACAGACUCCUUACGACGCAAGCCAGGGAAGAAGACCAGCGCUAAUGGAUCGGUCCUUAACGAGACUCUAAUUGCCACCCUGCAGCAGACUCUGCAAAUGGGCGUAAAGGGCAAAGUGAGUUCAUCAUCCUCUCAGAGCCCCUGCAGCGACUAUGAUGAUCCAUGGGUGCCGCGUCCGCGGAGCCAGAGCAGCAUAAGUGCUGGGAGCAGCGGCUUGUCGGCCUCCAUGGCAAACGUCUACUAUAUCUGUCCAGUUACACCAUCGCAAAGCGACACGAGUAGCCUGCGCUCAGAUUACACCGAGACCUGGGGUUACUAUCCCGACUACCCUCGGCAACAUGGGGAGCAGCCGCAUUCCCCAACUAGCUCCAGCGGUGCCGCUGCGGAGUUCUCCAAUGGAAGUUGUCUGCCCAGCAUGUCGCAAGCAUCGCUGCCGGAAUGCCAGGACAGUGCAGCGGUGGUCAAGCCUAAAACUUCCUCCCCGGACAGAGUGCAUAGACUCACUUCCCCCUCCAGCGGCUACUCCAGCCAGUCCAACACACCCACGGCAGGCACCCCUGUACCCUCUGGCAUGAGGUCAAUGUCUCCAGCAGGAGCAAAGUCCAAGCCCAAAGUACCUGAAAGAAAGUCUUCUCUGCUGUCUUCUACAUCUGUGUCAUCCUCCUCCACGUCCUUGUCCUCCAACACCUCAGAUUCAGCAAAAAACCCCCUACCUCCUCCACCUCCACCCCUGCCUGGCCUCCAUACUUCCCCAUCAAUGUCACCAACCUUCACACUUCAUGAUUCUAGAGAACCACUAUUCACUCCACCUCCUCCACCCCCUCUCCCCCCCUCCAUCCCUGCAUAUAUGGGUGGGAAAAUGAUCCCUCCUCUACACAGAACUCCUGAGACAUCUCCAGACAUGUCCUCCUGUAGCUCUUCUUCAGACUUUCCUCCCCCUCCUCCAGAACUUUUGUUUGAUUCUGGCUUGCCAGUCAGCAGUGACUUCUCUCCACCUCUUCCCCCUCCACCUCCUCCUCUGCCACAUAUCAUUCCCAAGACACCUCUACGACCUCCAAUGUAUGCUAUGAUCACACCAGCAGCUCCACCUUUCGGCAUUAAAGGUCAGAAAGAAGCUCUCAGACUUGUGAAUGCUGAUUUCAAGGACAACAUAGCCAAAGAGUCAAAAUUACCUCCAAUGCCCCUGAUCACUGCCCAAGCCCUUCAGAUGGUGCAACUUAGGUCUGUCAAGAAACUUGAACACGAGGGAGCCGUUACUACCAAAGCCCAGGACAUAGGGCAUGCCCUACAGUCCAUCAAACCUAAAACACCAGAAAAGCCUCAAAAACUAGAACCUCCUAAUGUUUUGUCAUUGGCGGUGUGCUCCUCUCGUGCUGCAAAUGAAACUGAGAUGCAGCUGUCACCUACCAAGAAAUUUGGCCAGGAGGCUGGCGAUCUGGAAGACACACUGAGUGAAACCUUGGCGGACUACUGCAGUGACUCUGUGUCCCCAGAAGAGUCCCUGCAUCAGUUGUCCCCUACUGUUCCAGCAGUAGCAUCACUAAAUUUUACACCCAAGAAGAAACCUCCAGCUGUCUCUAAGAAGCCAAAACUCAUACUAAAGGUGCCUCAAUCUCCCCCUCAGCCUGUUUCAGAAGAGAGGCAACCUGAAGUUGUGGAUGGAGACAUGGUUGCGGUGUUGAGUCCCCAGAGUGGGUUGUCGGUCUCAGGGAUGGCGGAAGCCCCUGGUGCGACCCAGCAGCAGCACAUGGAGGAUCAGAUGGGGGAUCACUCUGGAAGCUCCACCACACCCAUGACGCAGAGCAGAGAGUCUUUGAGCAGCGAGGCCUCCACAGAAAGCCUACAAGAAGCCAAGACCUCCACAGUGGUAAGGCAGAAGCUCUCCUUCUUGGGUGAAAAGAGCAUUUCCGAUAGACACAGAGACAGACAGCAAGAUUCCAGUAACACCAUGGACUCCAUCAGCUCAAAGGAAGAAGAAAAUGGCGACAUUUUUGAGGAUUCCGUCGUGUCCUGCUCCUCACCAGUUGCCGACGCAGAUGUCUUCGAGGACAUGGUGACGCCCACGCGACCCAGGACGACCGAGGACCUUUUCGCCGCCAUUCACAGGUCCAAACGGAAGGUGUUGGGCCGGAGAGAGUCUGAGGAGGAGCGGUCGCGGGGCCACUCGCCGUCGCCCCCAGUAACGCCUACCAGCAGCUCCCCCGCGUCGGCCUCACUUCCACGCCAUGCGAGUUCCAUCCAGCGCAACCUCCGUAAGUCGGCCACCAGCAGCGACAACUUCAAGGCCCUGCUACUGAAGAAGGGCAGCCGCUCUGAGACCGGCUUCCGCAUCUCUGCCACCGAAAUGCUCAAGAACACAGACCCGCGCUUCCACCGGACGCGCUCCGAGUCCUCCCUGGAGUUGUCAUCGCCGGACAGCCCCGGCGGGUCCCCUAGCCGCGGAAAGCAGGUGGCGGAGGAGUGGGCUCGUAGUGAAGGCUUCUCACCACGCUUUCCUGGCAUUGGCUACUCCUCCUUGGUGGGGUCCCGGUAUGGGCGGUCCCGCACACCACCCUCAGCGGCCAGCAGCAAGUACAAUGCUCGCAGCCGCAUCCCGAGCAGCCCCAUGACUGUCAUCUGCGAGGGGGACGGUGAGCUGAUGGAGGCCGGCAUCGACUGUGAGGAAGUAGGGAGCCCCCUGCAGGACUCUAAUGGCACUUCACACAAUGGCAAUGGCAAUUAAAAAGGGUUCUCUUGACUCACUCAUAGCCACGGAGAGACAGUUUUGGACUAGAAGCUACACCCCUGGACCGCCGGUCCCGGAUUUGAAGUGGACACCGGUUUUACAACAGUUUUUACUACUAACAUCCUGUCAUUUUAACAUCUGUUUCCAAAAGCAGUGGCAAGAUUUCCAGAGCCAAGGUGAGCGUUGAGCGUUCUGUUUUAGUUGGGUUAGGGUUGAUUUCUUCUUCUGAAAGACAGAGUAGGUGUCAGAGGGAUGGACCAUAAACUAAUGCUGAAAGGAAGUCAUUGGAGAAGGUGGAUCCUAUAUAGUAACUAUUAUUUAACAGAAAAGCAUUGUUUAAUAGUUUUGGGAAAGUGAAAUAAAAACCUUUCAUUUUAGCCCUGUAGAUGCCUUCCUUUGCCUUUGGGUGAGUGGUGAAGGACAUAUGGCAGAUGGGCCAAUAGCUCAAAAUAUGUGAUUUCUAAUUUCCUCUUUACAUAAAAAGGCCGAACGAGAAAGAAGGUAGAGCUAAGAUGGAUUUUCUGCAAGUUUGGGAGACCUUUAUAGUGUGAUAUAAGUUAGUAGAUUUGCACUCUUGGUUGUGUUUUUGGUAGUGUUGUGUAAAAAAAAUGUUAGGAUAAUUUACUAAGUGGAGAUGAAGAAUUGUACGUGAAACUUACUUGAAAAAUCACAAAGUCCUGUUUUACUUGUGAAUGUUUAGUUACCAAAGAACUAAUCAAAUUUAGCCUGGAUUAUUAUAAGGAUGUGAGACAAGUCUGAUGGAUUGUUCUAGACUGGAUGUGGCCAAUCUUGUAAUGGAAACAGAAUCUUACCUAGACUCACCAUUAAUUUAACUUUAACUUUCUAUAAUAGGUUUCUUUCCUGUGAAGUUUUGUACUUUUUUUGUAAAUACAUAGACUGUAAAAGUAACAUUUUGACUUAUUUUUCACAGAAUUUGUACAUUUUUAGUACUUUGUUAUGAAAACGCAGGGAGUGUAUCCUUUUGUAGACUAUUUAUUUUAGCAUAGUGAGAAAAUGGGUGUAAUUAACCCCCUCCCUGUGUGAUGAGGAAGUGGGGGGCCUACAGGCCUGAAUGCUGUUUUGGAUCUGAACGACGAGGCCUUACAAAGUUAGCGGGGGGUGAAAUCGGUGCCACAUUGUAAAAUGUUCCUCUUGUUUUUAGCAGUAGCAAUAGCCUUUUCAAUGUCUGCUGCUGGCAACGAUGAACACAGGAGAAUCUAUGACCGUCAACGCAAAUAUGUCCAAUACACUGAAUUUUAUUUUGUCUUAAGUAUGUGUUUAACAAAUAAAAUAAUUUGUUAAUUGA
Paramormyrops kingsleyae is the source of this 6906-nucleotide messenger RNA. It is a transcript of the gene nhsl1b, whose product is annotated as NHS-like 1b. The record is from RefSeq and is a predicted model, not a curated record. Gene Ontology annotation, biological process: cell differentiation. NCBI's taxonomy places the organism in Eukaryota, Metazoa, Chordata, Actinopteri, Osteoglossiformes, Mormyridae.